Schistocerca gregaria is the source of this 5895-nucleotide messenger RNA. RefSeq names its product extracellular serine/threonine protein CG31145. The record is from RefSeq and is a predicted model, not a curated record. Gene Ontology annotation, molecular function: protein serine/threonine kinase activity. Gene Ontology annotation, biological process: protein phosphorylation. Lineage: Eukaryota; Metazoa; Arthropoda; Insecta; Orthoptera; Acrididae. Gene Ontology annotation, cellular component: Golgi apparatus. Bases 1192 to 2745 code for a protein of 517 amino acids. The transcript has 11 exons.
AGUCGAGCUUCGCUGACUGAGCUGAACGGUCGGUACUGCGCACUGUCGCUACUGCGCAUGCGCCGGCGAGCAACACGUUACUUGCCGAACGCGAGCACGCGCGGGUGAGGCACUGUCGUCCGUGACCCAGUGUGGAGGCGAGGUCGUUCGCCAGUAUUCCCUGAGCGACGCGACGAAAGCGAAACGCCGUUUCCUCCCUCCUCCUCCCACCCCCUACACUGGCGACCAUGUGCUCGCAAGGACGCGGCAACUUGCCAAGCGCGACCGUGAUGAGCUGAGUGUGUGUACGAGAGGCCAGAAGGCGGCAGUCAGCUGUUUCCCGUCGUACCACGCGCGCCACCUGCCUCUGGCUAGUAUGUGCAAUCAACAGGCGGGCUAUGUUGUGACGUGACACGCGGCCACCCGGCCCCUAUUCUUCAGCGCUGCUGAUCACGUGACUGUGUUAUCAGUUAUCAGUCUAGCGCGCCGCGGCGUCCAGUGGUUGCUGAGCUACCGGCACCUUGAACAAGUGCUUCCCGCCGACCGCCAAGUGGUCGCGAGCGCGCUUUGUUGUCGGUCCCGUUCUCGCGGGCGCCUCUGGGAUAUCGACCCGACCGAGGGCGGCGUCGGUCGGCCUUCCUCGCAAGACCACGUGCUCUACUCACACGCACAGAUUUCUGGCGUGCCUGUUGCACCUUCUCUGCGACUAGAAGGCCGGGGCAGGACAGUUCAUGAUUUACCGUGCUUUCCUGCAAGGACAUAGGAUAGGCUGAUAAACCAGUUUAAGAGCUGCAGCGUCAGCGGCCGCGUCCAGCGCCCCCGGCCGCGGCAGCGCCAGCGCCUCCGCCGGCCACGUCGGCGCGCCGGCAGUGCCUGGUGUGGGCGCCUGCAGCGAGUCUCGCGCCCGCCGUCGCCCGGAGAAGCAGCAGCAGCAGCCGCAGCCACAGCGCCGCCGCCGACUGCCCGCCGCGACAACCACCUGGCGCCGCCGCCGCCGCCGCCGCCGCCGCCAGCGCGCACCACUGCCGCCGCAAGGACAAGUACUCGCCGCCCCCGCAGCCGCCGCCCUCCGCCUCUCCGCGACACUCCACAGCGCAGCACCAGAGCAAAGCGAGCCCUAGCGCGCAGCAUCUACAGCAGCAGCAGACGCUGACGCAGCGGCGCGGUCAUCAGCAGCAUGCGCAUGGCAGCUGGCGGGCGCGCUGGUCGGGCAUGAAGCUGAAGGAACGCGUGCUGCUGGGCGUGAGCGCGGCCACGGUGCUGGCGACGCUGCUGCUCGUGGUGGACCUGCAGCUGGAGCUGGGCGUGUCGGGCCGCCACCUGCUGCCCAGCCACGGCCGCCACCGCCUCGCGCCGCACGCCAACACCUUCCGGCACCGCGUGCUGCAGCGCGCGCCCGCCAACGGGUCCGAGCGAGAGGCCUCCAACAGCUCCGAGGCGGCCGCGCGCUCCGCCGCCGUCGGCGUCGGCGUCGGACGAGCCCCCACCGACGGCCCGCACGACGAGUUCAGCGACCUCGUCGACUACGUCGCCAACAACGGCGAUGUCGGCGUCGUCGAGUCGUCCGCAGCGCGCCUCUCUGCCGCUGCCGCGGAGCUGUUCGGCGCGCGCCGCAACCCCACCAUGGCCGAGCUGGUCGACUUCCCGGACAGGAAGAACCUGACGUCACUGGAGCGCUUCCACCGGCGCAUCUCGCAGCACGAACUGUACCGCGCGGGAGACCCCGUGAUCGAAGACGUGCUGCGGGACCUGGCCACGCAGCGCAUCGUGCACGUCAGUCAAAAAGAUGGAGGCACUCAAAUCAAGCUGGUCAUCGACUACGCUAACCAGAUGCAAGCUCUGUUCAAGCCUAUGCGGUUUCCUCGGGACCAGCAGACACUGCCCAAUCACUUCUACUUCACAGACUUCGAGCGGCACACGGCAGAGAUCGCCUCCUUCCACCUGGACAGACUGCUGGGCUUCCGGAGGGCGAUGCCGGUGUCGGGGCGCGUGCUGAACAUGACGAGCGAGCUGUACGAGCUGGCGGACGGCGAGCUGCUCAAGACGUUCUUCGUGUCACCGUCGGACAACCUGUGCUUCCACGGCCGCUGCUCGUACUACUGCGACACGGCGCACGCCAUCUGCGGCAACCCGGACACGCUGGAGGGCAGCUUCGCCGCCUUCCUGCCCGACAAGGCAGUCGCGCCGCGCAAAGUGUGGAGGCACCCCUGGCGCCGCUCCUACCACAAGCGCCGGAAGGCCCAGUGGGAGAACGACCCUGACUACUGCUCGCUGGUGCGCGACAUCCCGCCGUACGACAGCGGGCGUCGGCUGCUGGACUUGAUGGACAUGGCGGUGUUCGACUUCCUGACGGGCAACAUGGACCGCCACCACUACGAGACGUUCCGCAUGUUCGGCAACGACACGUUCCCGCUGCACCUGGACCACGGGCGCGGCUUCGGCCGGCCCUUCCACGACGAGAUGUCCAUCCUGGCGCCCGUCAUACAGUGCUGCCUGCUGCGGCAGUCGACGCUCACCACGCUGCUCAGGUACCACAACGGCCCCCGCAAGCUGAGCGACGCGAUGCGGGACGCGAUGCAGAAGGACCCGGUGGCGCCGGUACUGUGGGAGCCGCACCUCGCCGCGCUGGACCGCCGUGUGCGCAUCGUGCUGCAGGCCGUGCGCGACUGCGUUGCCCGGGACGACGCCGUCGAGGCGGUGGUGCGCAACGACGCCGACGGUGACGCUGCCGACGCUGCCCCCGCCGCCCCCGCAAGCGGCUCCUAGCGGCGGCGCGCGCGGCGGCGGCUGCGGCAGCGCCAGCGGAGGCGCCUGCACCCGUAGCCGCCCCCGCGCACCACCCCUCGGACAGCCGACAGUCGUCGGACACUGUGUGUUUACAGUGGACUCUGCUCUCGUGUGAUUGUCGUCGCAAAAGUAAACAACAACCUAGGGACCACGCUGCUUCCAUAGCGCCCGCUCCAGAACUCGUGUCCUACUCUUUUUUCUACAGCUACACUGAGCUUCACCAGUUCUCUGCUGAACCUGUAAAUGUACAUGUGUACACACGACACGACAUGCGUGCUUUUUUUCUACCGACCAAUUCCUAACAAAGAAGGGGACCUUCGCCAUAUCUAAACUGACAUAUACCACUCAGAAAAUUUCACACAAAUGUUCCUAAACGCAAAUCACAGCGUUAACACAUACGAUACAGCUAGUCCUGUACGCUUUUUGGUCUGCAAGUAAAUGCCGUAUUAUCCUCCGCAUUGCGUACAAGAACCGGCUCUCCUCUCUAGCCAGUACAAACUGAUACGCACAGCAUAACUCGACCUCUUUGCUAGGAAUGCAGCGAGCGUAAUGAUCGCCUCCUAGGUGGGGGGAGAGGUGUAACGGGAAGAAGCCCCGCCUUCUUCUCGUACGGCAUGCAGCACAAUGGAAAUAACGUUGCAUUCAUAGUGCCUCCCAAAAUGUUACGAUCUGUUACACUGGUUUCUAGGAAAGUUUGACAGUGGUGGGAACACUCCCUACCAGCGCUAUGUCAUCUAACUUCAGUCGAUUCCUUCACUCUCAGAAAAUUGCCUCCCAAAAUGUUACGAUCUGUUACACUGGUUUCUAGGAAAGUUUGACAGUGGUGGGAACACUCCCUACCAGUGCUAUGUCAUCUAACUUCAGUCGAUUCCUUCACUCUCAGAAAAUUGCCAAGUUAUAUUGUGCGUAUUGUCGUUUCAUUUGUAAAUACACGCUCUUUGCCGGUUCACAAACUUUCCGCUCCAGUGAUAAGAAAAGCUGAUGUCACAAGCUCUUUACGCUUCUUUGUCGUAAAGCAUCAAGGACUGUAGACACUUGUGGUGACGUGUUUGAUAAACAUUUAUUACCAACGACGCUAAAUAAGUAAUUGCAAUCCAAACGUCUCUUCUGACUCGCAAUGUUUAGGGACUCAUUUAACCAAAAGAAAAUUCGAUUACGUCUCUACUAUACAGACUGUCCCAAAAAAAACACCGACGAACAUGAGGGACCGGUUCCUUAUGCAGAAAUAAGAAAAACAUAUCUGUAAAGAUGGCCUCUAAAAUGCAUACUUGAAGAGGUAUGAUGGCUUGUUCAUUUUUGAUUCUGUGAAAUAGUUCAGUUCUACUGCAAGGUCUUAGCUUUCCAAAUUUGAGGAAGAAGUAUUUCCCAAAACGAGGAAAACAUUUACAGUAAAUGUGGGCUCUAAGAUGAAUACCUUAAGAGUUAUGAGCAAUUGUUCAUCUCAGCUAGUGUGAAAAACAUCUCUUCUACAGAACACGUGCUCAUAGCUCUUAAGGUAUGCAUUUUAGAAUCCAUGUUUAUUGGAAAUUUUUUCCUUGUUUUGGCCCCUGCUACCUCUUCCCAAAAUAGAGAAAGCAAAGAGCUUGUAGAAGAAGAGAUGUGUUUCGUAGCAUGGUCAAGUGCGCACCAGACUUUUUCUUGUUUCCGUGUAAGGAACUUGCCCCGAAAAUUUGUCAGUAAUUUUUUUGUGGUGGAGUGGGGGGGGGGGGGGGGGGAGGGGGUGAGGGGGACUCUGCACAUCUUGCCAUACACGGGAAAAUUGACCUAGCCACAAUGUCGUCUUAUGUACCAAAUAAACACAGAUACAUUUAUCUGUUCCGUACCUUUUACUCCGCAAUACAAUGAGAAAACUUGAAAAGUCCUAAGCAGAUGCGCUUUCAGUAGACUGCAACUCUUCUAAAUACUUAAUUAAGACGGAGAUUCUCCUAUCAGUCCACUCGUUGUUGCGCUUCAGGUACAGUGUAAAACUGUAAAAGGAGCAUGGUUCAAGCGAAAUAUCAGUCUGUCGUUAAAGCGAAAGCAAAAUUCCGAAGUCGUCAGUGCCAUUGUAUCGAUAUGACUUCCAAGUCGACACUUACAGACAUGGUAAGCAAUAUAUAAUUAGUAAGGAACACUGUAUGGUUGACGACACAUACUCUCAGAUGAUGUACAAGAGAAACAAACAAAAACAAAGUAUUUCUUUAAUCUUAUAUCGUGCUGAAUGCUCAACAAAAUAGUGAAAGAAUACUCUCAAAAAUUUGUAGCAAUUUCCUAGUUUAGUCUACUGAUUUAUGACUUUUUGCGAAUUGUUCCCAUAAACCAGAAGCCAUUGUCUUUGAGCGAAGCAAUGCGGACAGAUAAUACAGCUAUAUGUGUAUUCUUAGGCCUUUUUCGUUCGUGACGCUACAGUGUAGUCCCUCCAGGCCCAUAUUUGAAUCACAACAACGUGCUGUCACAUAUAAAGUAAUGGAAAAAGCUACAGUUAACUUUUAGCUGUGGCCACUUUAAAACUAUUGUUUAAAGACUUUUAUGGGUUCCAGAAACAGUCAAACAUAAACUGAGUGAGUGUUCCAGUUCUUCGUUCUCAGUGAGUCAACUGCAGGACGGAAUAUUGCAGCGCAGUUCGUCAUUGGUCGCUUUACAACAUAUUACAUAUCAUACACUGGUAAGCUUGUGAGACAAUAGUGUGUGAAACGUCCUUCUAGAGUGUUUGUUAGUUCCAAGAACUGUUUCAUACGGCCUGAAUAGAAGGGCCAUCAGUGGCUGUGACGAUAUGGUGAUUUGCGACUAUUAUCCCGUGGUUUUUCCUUUUUUGGUACGUGGACAAUGAAACGCCAGUGGUUAUUCAAUGUGUAGGCCUGAUAGUGCUUCAUCUGUUAAAGCCAGCAGUCAGUCGAAUGUUUGCGGAAAAAUGAGUAUAACUUUACCGCUUAGCCAGUGCCGUGAAGAUGCAUCCGAGCAGAUGUCUAAAGCUGUCAGCAUUAUGUGAUGAUCUGUUAUUUUUGUUGUUACUUUGGUCUGUGUACAUAACACGGUUAAAUUAUGUUGAAAUAUAACUGUUAAUUGUGUGAAAAUUACAAUGCAAGCCUAUAUUCAUGUUCUGUUGGGAAACUGACCUUGUUUAAUAGCAAAUAAAGCUGUUAUACAGAA